CAAGUGCAAAUGCAAGAUUAGUUGGCUGGUCUCCCUGGUUCUUUCCAACGGACGGCUGAGGUUGUCAGGACCUGGCCCCGGCGGCGGCCGAGUGUCAGUGACGCUUGUCUAUACCGCUUUGGGACAUCGCGUGCCUGCGGCCCGUCUCCAUUCAUACUUUAUCUCGUCCGACUCCCCGCCUUCAGAGAUCAGGACGGAACUGAAUCGUCUCAUCUUCAUCUUCACUCGAGCCGCUCUUCAACUCGUUUGUCUUCUUCUUUGAAUGCUGGACAUUUUUUAAACCCCUUCUCAUAAAUCAUCGGUUUGGAUCUCGGGAGUACCCCAUACUCACCUCACCACCACAUCACGCAAUCACAACCACCAUGCCAAGACUUGAAGACAAUCAGGUCUACGAUGAGGAAGAUGACCUCCUCAACCGUAACCGCCGGAGGGUUGUGCGUCUCUGGGAAGACUUUGUCGGGUUCGCAUUUCAGGGAAAUGUCCUCGAGAUCGCUUUUGGUUUGAUCCUAGCCACAAUGUUUACAGCCCUCGUCACCUCCUUCGUUUCCGACAUUGUCCUCCCGCCCAUCUCAGUGCUUCUCCCACUGAACAAGAACUUGGAGGAGAAAUUCGCCGUUCUCCGGUCCGGAGCCAACCACCCGGAGGAAGGGUACAAUACCCUGAAGCAGGCGCAGGCGGAUGGUGCUGUUGUUAUGGCUUACGGAUUCUUCAUGAACCGCCUCCUCAACUUUAUGGGCGUCGGCUUCUCGCUUUACAGCAUCGCCUCCAUCUACCAGUGGAUGUCCAAGGACCCCAUCAUCAAGAAGACUGUUCCUUGCCCAUACUGCUGCAAGUUUAUCAACAUUAACUCAAUCCGCUGCGUAAACUGUACCUCCUGGCUCGACGGCCGCGAAGACAUGCUCCGACCAGUCCACAUCACCCCUCCUAGCAUCACCACCACCGGCACCGCGGGCGGCGCAGGACCUUCGUCCGCUUCGAAAUAGGGACGGUGGCAUCCGGAUCGUGAUACCAACCCCAACAACAUGAGCUUUGAUGACAUGACAACCAACAGUGCUUACCAAGGCGAUGGCUAUAGUGGGGCCGGGGCUGGGCCCAUGGGCGAUGGAGGUGGAGGUGCUGCUGGUGCUGGUGGAACAGGUGGUGGUGAUGGUGGUGACGGAGAUGGCGGUGGUGCGGCCAAUGGUGCUGAUGCGGGAGGAGGAGGGCCGGUGGGAGUAACUGGCUUCGGCUUUGGUGCUGCGUCUGUGUCAUAUGGGGCUUCGGUAUCUACAAAUCGAUUCGGAUCUUUUGGGGCUGGGGGUGCUGGUGCUGGUGCUGGUGCUGGUGUUGGUGCUGGGUCUAGGUUUGGGUCCCUUGGGGCUGGAGGUUCUUACGGCGGUGGAUCGAGGUUCGGGUCGUACGGCGGUGGGGGAGCUGGGGCAGCUGGAGGAG
Messenger RNA from Neurospora hispaniola, 1431 nucleotides. RefSeq names its product gated mechanosensitive channel. Gene Ontology annotation, molecular function: mechanosensitive monoatomic ion channel activity. Bases 363 to 983 code for a protein of 206 amino acids. Gene Ontology annotation, biological process: monoatomic ion transport. The record is from RefSeq and is a predicted model, not a curated record. Lineage: Eukaryota; Fungi; Ascomycota; Sordariomycetes; Sordariales; Sordariaceae. The transcript has 4 exons. Gene Ontology annotation, cellular component: membrane.